Messenger RNA from Hypanus sabinus (Atlantic stingray), 4511 nucleotides. RefSeq names its product SWI/SNF related, matrix associated, actin dependent regulator of chromatin, subfamily d, member 1 (gene smarcd1). The transcript is spliced from 13 exons. Gene Ontology annotation, biological process: regulation of transcription by RNA polymerase II. The record is from RefSeq and is a predicted model, not a curated record. Bases 39 to 1583 code for a protein of 514 amino acids. Gene Ontology annotation, cellular component: SWI/SNF complex; nucleus. Lineage: Eukaryota; Metazoa; Chordata; Chondrichthyes; Myliobatiformes; Dasyatidae.
UGGUCUGUUUCCGGUGUGAACAGGUUGAUGAGUGGAAGAUGGCGGCUCGAGGCUUCCAGACAAUGAAUCCGGGCGCGGCGGCCAUGGCCGCCGGACCAGGACCUGGUCAGGGACAGGGACAAGUUCAGGGCCAGGUGGCGGGGAGAAUGCCGCCCAGCCAGCAGCAGAGCAUGUUCCGCUCGGCCAUGCCAGGCCAGGGAUACCCGCGCCCUGGGAUGCCUCCCAGCAGCCGCAUCCCCCCUCAAGCGGCUUCUAUGGGUCCACCGGGUCCUUCGUAUGCUGGGAGUCCAUCAGUUCGACCAGGCAUGCCUCAGUCGAUGAUGGACCAGUCUCGCAAAAGACCAGCUCCACAGCAGAUUCAACAGGUGCAGCAACAGGCAGCCCAGAAUCGCAAUCACAAUGCAAAGAAGAAGAAAAUGGCAGAUAAAAUUCUACCUCAGAGGAUCCGGGAGCUUGUGCCGGAGUCUCAAGCCUAUAUGGACUUGCUGGCAUUUGAGAGGAAGUUGGACCAGACCAUAAUGAGAAAACGUCUGGAUAUCCAGGAGGCAUUGAAGAGACCAAUAAAGCAAAAGAGAAAGCUUCGUAUAUUUAUCUCAAAUACAUUCAACCCUGCAAAACCAGAUGCAGAAGAUGGAGAAGGAACUGUGGCAUCCUGGGAGCUUCGUGUAGAAGGAAGGCUUCUGGAGGAUUCAGCUGUUUCAAAGUAUGAUGCCACCAAACAGAAGCGGAAGUUUUCCUCAUUCUUCAAAUCCCUUGUGAUUGAACUGGAUAAAGAUCUCUAUGGACCUGACAAUCAUCUGGUUGAGUGGCAUAGAACAGCCACAACCCAAGAGACUGAUGGUUUCCAAGUGAAAAGACCAGGAGAUAUGAAUGUGCGUUGCACAGUCUUGCUGAUGCUGGAUUACCAGCCACCCCAGUUUAAACUGGAUCCUCGACUGGCACGACUGCUGGGCAUACACACUCAGACUCGACCUGUUAUCAUCCAAGCUCUCUGGCAGUACAUUAAAACCCACAAGCUGCAGGAUUCUCAUGAACGAGAGUUCAUCAACUGUGACAGAUACCUCCAACAGAUCUUUGAAUGUCAUCGAAUGAAGUUCUCUGAAAUCCCUCAGAGACUACAUGCUCUGCUGAUGCCUCCUGAGCCAAUUAUUAUCAACCAUAUUAUCAGUGUGGACCCAAAUGAUCAGAAGAAAACUGCUUGUUACGAUAUUGAUGUAGAGGUGGAUGACACAUUGAAGACUCAGAUGAAUUCCUUUCUCCUAUCUACUGCUAGCCAGCAGGAGAUUGCUGCUCUCGAUAAUAAGAUUCAUGAAACAAUUGAGACCAUUAACCAGCUCAAGACACAGAGAGAGUUCAUGCUGAGCUUUGCCAGAGAUCCGCAGGGCUUUAUCAAUGACUGGCUGCAGUCACAGUGCCGUGACCUGAAGUCUAUGACUGAUGUGGUAGGAAACCCAGAGGAAGAGCGCAGAGCAGAGUUCUACUUCCAGCCCUGGGCUCAAGAGGCUGUCUGCAGAUACUUCUAUUCUAAGGUGCAGCAAAGGAGACAGGAGCUUGAACAAGCCCUUGGGAUCCGCAAUACAUAAAAGGUGGCCUCAUCCUACGUGUAGCAACGAGUUGACAUGAGAUGUCUGGGUUCAAGGUUGAACGCAGUUUUUAUAUGUGCACAAAGAUUUCUGUUACAGUGUACAAACUGUAAAACUACAUGCAACACUUGCACAAAAUAAAUCACCACAUAGCCCUUGUACUCCUGAAGUGUUCUUUGCUACCUUUUAUUAUAAACUGACAUGUUCCCUUUAUUAAAAGCAUAGGAUUAGAAAGUAACAUUAGCUUAUUAUAUCCAUAUUUGGGGAAAUAUAAACCACAAUUGGUUGACCUCAAUAACUACAUAAAAUUCUAUUUAAAUGAACUAGUACUACUACUAAUAAUGAUAUAUUAGCAUACUAGAUCAGAUAAUUAAUCCUUUAUUUACUUUUGUUGUAUUUUUCAUAACCAAGAGGCUUUGUGUUGAAAGUAGCAAGUAUUUUGUAGACAGACUGUGAUACCAGCUACUUAACACCCGCCCUCAAAAAGAAACCACGUGCUGCUUUUAACAAUGGAGUGUUUCUGAAAUUCAGUGGUGAUUUUGUGGCAGUAUUGGUACCUGCCUGAAGGCAGGUCAGUGCCUCUUUGCCCCUUCGCGUUAGAUUUAUGCUAUCCCACUUGCCAACUUUUGGGGGCUAAUGUAAGGGUGCAGUGCUUAUUUCUUUAAAAAUCCUUAAAAAUAACUAGCUUGCAAGUAAUAAAUGUAUUAAUCUCACUAUUUACAAUUGAUUCUGUCUUGUUGCUUUGAAAGAUUAAUUUGAAUUUACAUAAAGUUUUCAGGUUUUUCUUUCUGCUUUGAAAUUCAUCUCGUUAGUUUUUGACAAGUAACUAGUUACAUGUUUAAAACACGUUUUUCUUUAAAUUAGUGAAUGACUUUAAAAAUCACUCCAGUGCUGCUUUACUACUGGGUUGAAUGUAUCGUACGUAUCUUAUGUAUUUUACUUUGUUCUUCUUGACUCCUAUUAGAAGUUACAAAGCCAGAAAUGAAGGGAUAAUUUUGUCUGGCUUUAGACAAAAAACUGUUGUGUACAAUUCAAAUUGAAAGGUGUCCAGAUGACUGUAGUUCCUUUGUCUGAUGCAUUGAUGAAGGUAUUAUGUACGUUUAAUACUUUAUGUAUUGUUUAACACUUGAAGGUUGGUGUGUAUAGUACCUUUACCAUCACCCUUGUACUUUGUAUUAGUCUUAAUAGAGCUCAGUACAAUUCUACUGUAAGGUUACAGUAAUAACUGUAGCACAAUUUUUGUUUGGGAGCUUUCUGCGACACACUUUAAACUUUUCAAGGCACAAAACAGUCACUUAAGUUUUACCUCUCUGAACAUGCAAAUGAAACCCAGUCCAAUGGUUGUACAAACUACAACAGUUGGACGAAACCUUCAUAGGAGUCAAUAUUUUGUAGCAGUUUAAAGGUUAAUUAGUUUAAAAAGUGAAGGAGUGAUUAAACUGAUACACGAUCCCUACCAUUCCUUAACAUUGCAGCAGCUUAUGUGUGAACCCUCUUACAGGUAAAGAACAUUAUUUUUAUCAAGUUUAAUUCUGAGGUCUUGCAAUAUGUUUCUUAACAAUAGCCCUUUGAAGCUUGAUUCUAUUAUUCAAUUUGGGAAGAGUUGACGCCAGUCUCAAGCAUAAAAAGACACUGCCCUAUUUAAAAUCACUCAUUUGGGAGAGUAAGUUAUGCAAAUUCCAAAACAAAGGCAUGUGUUUUCUUGAACACACUUUUCAUCACUCAAUAGUGCCCAUCCACUCAAUAAAGCCUUACUGAGUGGGUGGGCACUAUUGAUCAAUAAAAAUAUGUUCAAGUCCCCUCUGACAUUCGGUGCCCAGAUUUUCAUGUAGUGAUUAGCUGGAUAAGCUGUUGGAGGUUGGACAGUGCCUAUGAUCAGAGGCUGAAAGCAGGCCAUAAAAUGUUACAUUUUUAAAAUAAAUUUAUGACCUGUAGCCUAAAUUAGAACAGGACAGAUUUGUCCCUUUGUUAGGGUGACAGCAUUGCUGUUGUCAAACUGAUGCUUUAUUCCUACAUUGUAACUGAAAAGUCCAAGCAAUGCUUUUUUUGUACCUGUAGAAUUUUCUCCCCCUUUAAAUCUAGAAUGCAAGGUUAACACUUUUGCUUCGAAGAGAAUAAAACAGUUAAAAUAAAUCUCCCCAAUAGGGUGGUUGAGGUCCUUAGGAGCUCACCUUAUAAUUUAAAUCAUGCUUGGACAACAACAUCCCAAGUUCAUUCGCUGGUUUGUUCGUUAUUCUGCUUUGACGGAACUUGACAUGCUACAAUUGGCCACUCCCAGGGUGGGAGGAAAAGAAGAAAGGAUUAGCCAGAAUUGCUGCCCAGUUACUGCUUGGCUCUUUGUUAUUGGAUACCGCUUCAGUGUUCCAUAUCUAGGCUUGCUGAGUAGUUGAUUAGAGAAGGUGGGGUCCAUGCCAACAUCCAUGAAAUCAUAACUUGAAGCAUUUGAAAGGGUUGCAGAGGGCAGAUCUAAAUUAUCAUUGGAUAAAAAGCAAUAACAAUUGACUUUCUUCAGUAACUGACCAGCUGAAAACAAAUCAGUUAUGUUUCCAGUGACAUUAAAAGUUUUUCCCUUGAUUAUGCUGCUAUUAGAUACUUAAUCUGAAGCCACUUGGAUGUUUGAAGUGGGCUCUGUGUGUUUGAUGGCACACGUUUGUAUUGCUAGAUGUUGUUGGAUCUGUUUUAUUCCAUUCAGCUACCUCUUCAAAUGUUGAAAAAAAACAAAAUGAAAGUAAUUUGAUUUCAAACACUUGCGUCCUCUUUCUUGGUAUGACUGUGGUUAGGAUGGGGGUAGUCACAAAUAGAAGCAGUUAAACCUCAGCAGUUAUGCUGCAAUAAGCUGUAUUUUUACUGAGUAACAUUUUGAGGGACCAUUUUUGUACACUAUGCUUGUAUGUGUCACUCAGUUUUAAUAAAACCUUCAACACAGAA